This is a messenger RNA of Punica granatum (pomegranate), 1684 nucleotides long. NCBI's taxonomy places the organism in Eukaryota, Viridiplantae, Streptophyta, Magnoliopsida, Myrtales, Lythraceae. The record is from RefSeq and is a predicted model, not a curated record.
CCCACGGGCCUCCCUACCCCCGUCACUUCACUCCCGCUUUUAACUCUCUUCAACAACCACUGCCCCCACUCUCUCUCUUUCAGUGUAAGUGAGUGUGAGUUUUUAGAGAGAGAGCGCGUGGCUGCGUUUCCGUUUGCUGCAUUGCAUUCCCCCCCUUGAAUUCUGAUCUCUCCCGGUCCGCCAUUAAUUCCCUUCAGCUGCAAAUCGUGAAGGUGCUGCCAGCCACGACCCAUCGCUCUCUCUCUCUCUCUUAUAGCUUCUUUCUGACAGGAUCAUAGGACUAGGAGGGAAGGGAAGGGGGACCGGACCGACGACAGUCAGAGAUCACAGAGGCGCGGGGCAAUGGAGCUCAGCAAGGUCACGCUCGAGAUCUUCACGAAGCUCGAGCACAAGUGGCUCUCCCACUGCGACUCUUCCCGCAAGACCCGCGUCCUCAGCAUCGACGGCGGCGGUACCACCACCUGCAUUGUCGCCGCUGCCUCCCUCAUCCACCUCGAGGACCAGAUCCGCCUCCGCACCGGCGACCCCCACGCCAAUCUCGUCGAUUUCUUCGACAUCGUCACCGGCACCGGCACCGGCGGCGUCCUCGCGGCCAUGCUCUGCGCCGCCGACUCCUCCGGCCGACCCCUCUUCACCGCCAGGGCCGCGGUCGACCUGAUCGCCGAGCGCAACUCCGAGCUCUUCAAGGUCGGGAUCGGCGGCCUCCUCCGCUGCCGCCGCCGAGGCAGACUCUCCGGCAAGAGCAUGGACAAGGUCCUCAAGGAAGUCUUCACCCGGCAGGACGACGGCCGGAGCCUCACUCUCAAGGACACGUGCCGGCCCCUCCUAGUCCCUUGCUUCGACCUCAAGACGUCCGCCCCCUUCGUGUUCUCCCGCGCCGACGCGUCCGAGUCCCCGAGCUUCGACUUCGAGCUCUGGAAGGUCUGCCGCGCCACGUCCGCCACCCCCGGCAGAUUCAAGCCGUUCGCCCUGUCCUCCGUCGACGGGAAGACCACCUGCACGGCCGUCGACGGUGGCCUCGUCAUGAACAACCCGACCGCCGCGGCCGUCACUCACGUGAUCCACAACAAGCGCGACUUCCCCUCCGUAAACGGCGUGGAGGACCUCCUGGUGCUGUCCCUCGGGAACGGGCCGCCGACGGGACCGGCCAGCAGGAGCAUCAAGCUCCGCCACGACGGCGAGUGCUCGCCGUCGUCGGUGGUGGAUAUCGUGCUUGACGGAGUGUCGGAGACCGUGGACCAGAUGUUGGGCAACGCUUUCUGUUGGAACCGCACGGACUAUGUUAGGAUUCAGGCAAAUGGGAUGGAGGAAGAUGUGUUGAAGGAGAGAGGAGUGGAGACGCUGCCGUUUGGCGGGAAGCGUCUACUGUCGGAGACUAACGGCCAGCGGAUCGAGUCGUUUGCGCAGCGGCUGAUCGCGUCGUCCUCGAGGAGCAGCAGCCUUCCGCCGAGCCCAUGCAAGGAAGCCGCCGUCAGCCCUCUCGCUGACGGUCGUUAGUUUAUGCUUGUCUUUGUAACUCAGUUUCCUAGGUUUUUUGCCUUUUCUUUUUUUGUUUAUUCCUUUUUGGUGUUUUGUAAUUUCUUGUUGUAUCUUAGUGAAGUUCAUAGCUAAGAAGUUGACCCCCAAAAAAAAUAAAAAAAGGGCUAUGGUCCCUCUCGUGCCCUAGAAGAUCAGUUGGAUAAGA